GAUGGCGGCGAAAGACUGACGUUAGGCGCCAAGCUCCCGCAUUUUUGAACAUUUUCCACGUUUAGCUGCAACUACGCCGUGUACUCCCCGCUAUCUGAUACCGGAUCUUCUGUGGAGUUCUUGCUGUCCUUCUUGUCUGGAUGGGAAAGCGAAAUAGGACCUCUGGAAGCAGCGCGAGUGCCGAGGAAUCCAGCCCCACUCAGCGGAACCCCCCUCCCACGAAAACACCUAAGAUGGCGUCCACCGAAAAAACUGCAACUGUGAGUUUGUCUUCGCUCUCUCCAGAACUUCAAAAUCUUGCCAGUGUGAUUUUAGAACAAACCAAAAAACAACAAGAAGCUGUUGGAGAUAGGCUUUCGAGCCAAAUUCAGUGUUUGGAUGUAAAAGUAGAUGGCCUGUCUAGUGAGGUCAACGUGCUACGUGAACGUGUACGGGAGUUAGAGAAGACGGCCGAGUUCUACUCUGGCGAGUUGGAUACUCUCCGCGAUGCUCUACGCGAGGAACAGAGAGAGAGGGUGAGGGCAGUCUUAUUGACUGAAAGAUACUCUAUGAAGCCGGAUGUAAUCGUUAGAGGUUUGCCCUUCAACAAGGAGGAAGACUCUGCGCGGGUCCUGUCACGUUUCCUGGCGGAGGAGUUACACUUACCGGCCGCGGACGCUAUGCCGACCGCCGCAGUGCAUCGACUGUCCAGGCCGACUACCUCGCGUCCCAACCCGCCCUGCUCGCUACGUUUUGUCAACUUCCAGGACCGUGAUAAAGUCUUGUCUGCUGGGCGCAGGCUAAGGGGGAACUCUCGUGGAUUAGCAGUUUACGAACACCUCCCCCACCCCUACAGACGGCGCGAUCGCAGCUUGUAA
Molecule: messenger RNA, 857 nt
Organism: Branchiostoma belcheri (Belcher's lancelet)
Lineage: Eukaryota; Metazoa; Chordata; Leptocardii; Amphioxiformes; Branchiostomatidae
Exons: 1
Coding region: 141-857 (238 amino acids)
Source: RefSeq, a predicted model, not a curated record